This is a messenger RNA of Pseudophryne corroboree (corroboree frog), 9861 nucleotides long. It is a transcript of the gene CREBBP, whose product is annotated as CREB binding protein. Gene Ontology annotation, biological process: positive regulation of transcription by RNA polymerase II. Bases 1171 to 8517 code for a protein of 2448 amino acids. Gene Ontology annotation, cellular component: transcription regulator complex; nucleus; histone acetyltransferase complex. Gene Ontology annotation, molecular function: transcription coactivator activity; zinc ion binding; histone acetyltransferase activity. The transcript is spliced from 32 exons. NCBI's taxonomy places the organism in Eukaryota, Metazoa, Chordata, Amphibia, Anura, Myobatrachidae. The record is from RefSeq and is a predicted model, not a curated record.
GAGGAAAAAAAAAAAAAAAAAACUUUUUUUUUUUUAAUUGAGGAAUCAACAGCCGCCAUCUUGUCGCGGCUCGGUCAGCGCCGGAGAUCCCGGGGCCCUGCUGCGCGGAGAGGGGAGGAGAGGGCGGCCCGGAGAGGCAGGGGGGGCGGCUGGCUGGCUCUCCCCUACCCCCCGGAGGACGCUCCUGCUUGUUCCUUAAUCCGAUGCCCCGUGUGGCGGCGGAGGCUGCUCAUUGUUUUCCCUCCCCUCCCGGAGGAGGGGGAAGCGGCCGCACGGUUGCGUGGGCGGGCGGAGAGGACCGGCAUCGGGGGCGGGCUGGGAGCCAGGCCUGACGCAGCCCCGGGGACCAGAGAGCGGGGCCUAGCCUCUUCCGUGCCCGGUGCUCGCCCGACAAGCGCCCCCUACCCCCCCGACAAUCUCCACCCAAGGGGGGGAGGGUACCCCAAAUUCCCGCACCCCUCCUUACCCCUGCCAUUGGCCGUUUGUGCGAGCCAUCCAUUGGGGGUUGCCGGGACUUUGCACCCAGGGGGCCAGCUGCUCUUUUUUUGGGGUGUCAUUGGGGUUUUUGGGGCGCCAGUAGAGUCAUAGUAGUGGGGUGUCCCAGGGGAAAUUUGCAGGAAGCUGUCUCCAUUGGCAGCUGACAUUUGGGAGGUGUAAGGUGCUUAGGGUGGUAUUUUGGGGGCACCUGUUUUUAGGGUAACACAAGACACUUUGCAGGUUACCACAGUGUGCAUUUGCAGGGGAUGUUAUUUUCCAGGGGGAGUUGACAUUUUUGGGGUGUAACGGGGUUAGUGUAGGUCCUGUUGGGCGGUUGUUUUGGUGGGGUCACAAGUGAUUUUUCCCUGGGUCGUGUUACCUGUCACACAGGUGACACUGACAGCUAAGCCCAUUGUGAUUCAAGGCCCCAUUGCCCGCACCUGGGGUAACUGUCACAGGGUUUCCUCACCAAUUCCAGGGGUUUCCACUCCGGGCUCACUGACAGGGGGGUUCCUGAUUCCAGCAGCGAUUGGGGGACUCUGCCCACGGGGUCCCCCUGGGAUGCAGGACUCGGGGGGCUGUUGAGCUCUAGUAGUAACGGGCCCAGGCAUCCCUAUCCCCCCCUCCUUGCUGCCCCUCCUUCAGGACAGAGCCUUGUCUGCCUUCUGCGACCGAACAGAAAAGGGGGAGAAGAUGGCCGAGAACCUGCUGGAUGGGCCUCCUAAUCGGAAGAGACCCAAACUCAGCUCGCCUGGCUUCUCGGCCAGUGCAGACAGCACAGAUUUUGGAUCUUUUUUUGACUUGGAAAAUGACCUUCCUGAUGAAUUAAUUCCCAAUGGAGAUCUCAACCUCUUGGGCACUGGUGGGGGUCUGGGACAGGAUGCGGUCUCCCAAAACAAGCAGCUUUCUGAUCUCCUCCGUGGAGGGAAUCCAGGACUGGGCGCCGGCAUGGGAAGAGGAGGCUCUGGUAGCCCUGUACAACAAAGUAUGGGAGGCCAGGGACAGCAAAACAGCCCGGGCCUUGGCAACAUGGGCAGCCUUAACAAGAGCCCACUCAACCAAGGACUGUCUGCCACCCCUCCCUCCGGAUUGAGCAAGCAAACAACGGGCACACCCGGUUCAUCUGUUCCCACCGCCCAGUCGCAGAAGCAAGUCGGCAUGGUGGCGGGGAGUCCUGCCGCUCCACAGGCAUCUGCAGGUAUCUGCAUGAACUCUAACUUCAACCAAGGACAUCAAGCACUGCUAAAUAACAAUGCUGGGCACACACUAAUGAGCCAAGCCCAGCCAGCACAGGGACAGGUCCUGAACGGGUCGCUGGGCCCGGGCAGCCGAGGCCGGGGAGCAGGAUUGCAGUACAACUCUCCAGCCUUGCAGACUAACCCUGGCAGCGUUCUCGCGGAAACACUGACGCAAGGCACCGCGACUAUGCCGGCUCACACGGGAAUGACCACUGCUCAGGCAGGACCCAUGACCAAAAUCGGCCUUCAGGGCAACAGCAGCCCUUUUGGACAGAAUUUCAACCAAGCACCUGGACAACAAAUUCGAGCCCAGGGGGUAAAUCCUCAGCUUCCCACCAAGCCUGGCAUGGCAAAUAGCCUUCCACCAUUCCCCUCCGAUUUGAAAAGCUCACCUGUCGCCAAUGUGUCCAGCAUGUCUCCCUUGCAAGCUCAAGUCCAACAAGUAGGCAUUGGUGCCACUCCAUCCAUGGGAACUGGCCCCACCGCUGACCCAGAAAAACGCAAGCUCAUCCAGCAGCAGCUGGUUCUCCUGUUACACGCCCACAAGUGCCAGCGGCGGGAGCAAGCCAAUGGCGAGAUGCGGGACUGCGCGCUACCCCACUGUCGUACCAUGAAGAACGUGCUGAACCACAUGACGCACUGCCAGGCUGGGAAAGCCUGCCAAGUUGCCCACUGCGCUUCCUCGAGGCAGAUCAUUUCACACUGGAAGAACUGUACGCGGCACGACUGCCCUGUGUGCCUACCUUUGAAGAAUGCCAGUGACAAAAGGAACCAGCAGCCUCUCCUGGGAUCUCCUUCCAGCGGGGUGCAGAACUCCAUCGGGACGGUGGGUGGCAGCCAGCAGACUGCGCCGUCACUCAGCAGCCCUAAUCCCAUCGAUCCUAGUUCCAUGCAAAGGGCGUACGCUGCAUUGGGUCUUCCCUAUGGUAACCAGUCCCAGGUAUCGGGGCAGCAGCCGGCACAGACUCAGGUUCACCAGAUCCGCGGCAUCAAUGCACUGAGUGGCAAUCAGAUAACCCUCUCUGCUGGAGGAAUGGCUGCCGAUCAGCAGACCAACCUGAUCAGUGAAGCGGCUCUUCCCACUGCCCUGACAAGCACAAACUCAUUGCUGAAUGACGGUAACGGUCCCGGUGGGGUCUGCAGCUUAGGCGGCAGUGUCGGCAGCUUAGGCACUAUGCCUACCGCUGCGCCCCCUUCUAGCACUGGUGUGAGGAAAGCCUGGCACGAACAUGUGACUCAGGAUCUCCGAAAUCAUCUUGUCCACAAGCUGGUCCAAGCGAUUUUCCCCACUCCCGAUCCAGCAGCCCUGAAAGAUCGGCGUAUGGAAAACCUGGUGGCUUAUGCCCGAAAAGUUGAGGGUGAUAUGUAUGAGUCUGCCAACAGCAGGGAUGAAUACUACCAUUUGCUGGCUGAAAAGAUCUAUAAAAUCCAAAAGGAGCUGGAAGAGAAGCGAAGGUCACGUUUGCAGAAGCAAGGGAUUCUGGGUACCCAGGCCAACUUACAGACGCCUGGAACACAGGCUCCCACUCUUCCACAGGCGGCCGCUGCGCUGGGCCAAGCACAACCUGUCCGGCCAGCCAAUGGCCCUCUCCCGAUGUCUUCGGUUCCUAUGAGUAGAAUGCCACUGACUGCAGGAAUGAACCAGUUUAACAGCAUGUCCAUCGGGAAUGUCCAGAUUCCUUCUGCCCCCAUGGGCCCCCGUGCAGCAUCCCCACUAAACCACCCCACGCAAAUGAACAACAUGGGUUCCGUGCCUGCAAUGGCGAUGUCUCCUUCCCGCAUGUCCCAGCCGCAGAGCAUUAUGGGAGCACAUGGCAAUAACCUGAUGGGCCCAGCACAGACUCAGAGCCAGUUCUUGCAACAAGGGCAGUUCCAGAGCAAUGCUGCAGGUUUAGGAGUAGCAUUGGGACAGACGGGAGCGGCGGCUGCAGUGUCCCAGCAGGGACAGGCACCCACUGCAUCUCUGCCAAUCAGCAACUCCAUGAACCUGUUGGGUCCCCAAACCAGCCAGCUGCCACGCCCAGCUCUCUCCCAGUCUCCCCUCCAUCAGAAUCCUCCUCCUUCGGUCACCGCUUCAGCUGCCGGUAUGCCUCCUGUCCAGCACCCGACACCCGCUGGGAUGACGCCACCUCAGCCUGCCGCUCCUGCCCAGCCAUCCACUCCGCUGCCCCCAGUCGGACAGACACCAGCUCCCACACCCGGCUCCGUCCCGAACUCUAUGCAGACGCAGAGCACCCCGACAGUACAAGCUGCUGCCCAGGCUCAGCUCACUCCGCAGCCACCUACCCCAGUGCCCAGUCAGUCUGUGCCCACCCCACAGCCAUCUCAGAUACAACCCGCAUCUGUCCAUGCAGCAGCCCCAGGCACUCCAUUAUCCCAGGCAGCUGCAAGUGUUGACAACCGUGUGCCCACACCUGCCUCCGUGGCCAGUACAGACAACCAAUCUGCCCCCGAUCACCCAAUGACAGAUGUCAAGCAGGAGGUCAAAACUGAUGAGCAGGAGCCUUGUGAGAACCAAGUGGAGCCCAACAAAACAGAGGUGGAAGAGGAGUUACCCACGCAAAUAAAGGAAGCCCCAUGUGAAGGCCCAGAGCCAAAACCGGAGCCAAUGGAGGUCGAGGAAAAUAAAUCAGAGGUGAAAACGGAGCCCAAGGAAGAGGAGGAGAAUUCUGGCAACAGUACUACCCCUCCGUCCACGUCGCCCUCCCAACCACGGAAGAAGAUUUUUAAGCCAGAGGAGCUACGCCAGGCCUUGAUGCCUACCCUUGAAGCACUAUAUCGGCAGGAUCCGGAGUCGUUGCCUUUCCGGCAGCCAGUUGAUCCGCAGUUGCUAGGAAUCCCUGAUUACUUUGACAUUGUGAAGACCCCCAUGGACUUGUCCACUAUCAAGCGGAAGCUCGAUACAGGGCAGUACCAAGAGCCAUGGCAGUAUGUGGAUGAUGUAUGGCUCAUGUUUAACAAUGCCUGGUUGUAUAACCGCAAGACUUCCCGCGUUUACAAGUACUGCACCAAGCUUGCAGAGGUGUUUGAGCAAGAGAUCGAUCCUGUCAUGCAGUCUCUGGGCUACUGCUGUGGCCGUAAGUUUGAGUUCUCACCGCAGACGUUAUGCUGCUAUGGGAAGCAGCUGUGUACAAUCCCUCGGGACGCUGCCUACUUCAGCUAUCAGAACAGGUAUCACUUCUGUGAAAAGUGUUUCACAGAGAUUCAGGGGGAAAAUGUUACUUUAGGAGAUGAUCCUUCACAGCCUCAAACACUGAUGGACGAGAAAAAUGGAAGGCGAUGCUUUCAGCUGAACAAAAUGACAAUUUGCAAAGAUCAGUUUGAGAAAAAGAAGAAUGAUAUGCUGGAUCCUGAGCCGUUUGUGGAUUGUAAGGAGUGCGGACGGAAGAUGCAUCAGAUCUGUGUGCUACAUUUUGACAUAAUUUGGCCGUCAGGAUUUGUCUGUGAUAACUGCUUAAAGAAAACUGGACGGACACGUAAAGAAAAUAAAUUCUGUGCAAAGAGGCUUCAAACAACUAGACUAGGAAAUCACCUGGAGGAUCGCGUUAACAAGUUCCUUCGGCGGCAGAACCAUCCGGAGGCGGGCGAGGUCUCAGUCAGGGUGGUUGCCAGUUCGGAUAAGAUGGUGGAAGUCAAGUCUGGCAUGAAAUCCAGGUUUGUAGACACGGGCGAGAUGCCGGAUUCCUUCCCGUACCGCACGAAGGCUCUGUUCGCCUUUGAGGAGAUUGAUGGGGUGGAUGUGUGCUUCUUUGGUAUGCACGUGCAAGAAUAUGGGUCAGAGUGCCCGCUUCCCAACACCAGACGUGUAUACAUCUCGUACCUGGACAGUAUUCACUUCUUCCGGCCGCGUAGCCUCCGAACAGCCGUUUACCAUGAAAUACUCAUUGGGUACUUGGAAUACGUGAAGAAACUUGGCUACGUAACAGGACACAUUUGGGCCUGCCCUCCAAGUGAAGGAGACGAUUACAUCUUUCACUGUCACCCAGCCGACCAGAAGAUCCCCAAACCGAAACGUUUACAGGAGUGGUACAAGAAGAUGCUGGACAAAGCCUUUGCGGAGCGUAUUAUACAUGACUAUAAGGACAUAUUUAAGCAGGCCACAGAGGAUCGGCUUACCAGUGCCAAGGAGCUUCCAUAUUUUGAAGGGGACUUUUGGCCUAAUGUGCUGGAAGAAGGUAUAAAGGAAUUAGAGCAGGAGGAAGAGGAGCGGAAAAAGGAGGAGAGCACAGCAGCGUGUGAGAUCCCUGAGGGCUGCCCGGGAGACAUCAAAAAUGCCAAGAAAAAGAACAACAAAAAGACCAACAAGAAUAAAAGCAGCAUGAGUCGGUCCAACAAGAAGAAAACCAGCAUGCCCAACGUGUGCAAUGAUCUGAGCCAGAAACUCUAUGCCACCAUGGAGAAGCAUAAAGAGGUGUUUUUUGUGAUACACUUCUAUGCAGGGCCAGUGAUCAACUCCCUCCCACCUAUAGUGGACCCAGAUCCCAUGCUUAGCUGUGACUUGAUGGACGGGCGAGAUGCGUUUCUGACACUGGCCAGGGAUAAGCACUGGGAGUUCUCCUCAUUGCGCCGCUCCAAGUGGUCCACACUGUGCAUGCUGGUGGAACUGCACACCCAGGGCCAGGACAGAUUUGUCUACACCUGCAACGAAUGCAAGCAUCACGUGGAGACUCGCUGGCACUGUACUGUGUGUGAGGAUUAUGAUCUGUGUGUGAACUGCUACAACACCAAGAGCCACGAGCACAAGAUGGUGAAGUGGGGUCUGGGACUGGACGACGAGAGCAACAGCCAGGGAGAGGCGCAGUCCAAGAGUCCGCAGGAGUCGCGCCGACUGAGCAUCCAACGCUGUAUCCAGUCUCUGGUGCACGCCUGCCAGUGUCGCAAUGCCAACUGCUCGCUGCCCUCAUGCCAGAAAAUGAAGCGGGUCGUGCAGCACACGAAGGGAUGCAAGCGCAAAACCAAUGGAGGAUGUCCCGUCUGCAAGCAGCUCAUUGCCCUGUGCUGCUACCAUGCAAAACACUGCCAGGAGAACAAGUGCCCGGUCCCUUUUUGUCUGAACAUCAAGCAGAAGCUACGGCAGCAGCAGAUUCAACACAGAUUGCAGCAGGCGCAGCUCAUGAGGCGGCGUAUUGCUACCAUGAACACACGUACAGCUCCUCAACAGCCUCUGCCCUCCCCUACCCCUGCCACUCCUGGAACACCCACGCAACAACCCAGUACCCCACAGACUCCACAGCCUGCACCUCAGCCUUCCCCAGGAGGCAUGGCCUCUCCAGGCUUCCCCAGUGUGACUAGGACUCAGCCCCCCAACGUGGCAUCCCAGGGAAAGCCAACCAGUACACUGCCUGUUGUUUCUCCCUCUCAGUCCACUGUACAGCCACCGCCAGCUGCUGUUGCAGCUGCCCGCCAGAUAGAACUGGAGGCACAGCAGCAGCAGCAGCUCUAUCGAGUUACCAACAUCGAAAGUAUGACUAGUGUGCGCCCAGGCAUAGUAAGUCCAACCGUAGGACCCGUAAGUGCUUUGCCGCAAAUGAAUAUGAAUGUGCCACGCCCAGGUCCAAUUGCUGCCCCACCUAUCAUGGCCGGCAUGCAGCCAGGGCAGUGGUCUACGGCUCCAAUGCCUCAGCAGACGCCAAUGCAGCAGAGUAUACCGCGGCCAGUGAUGCAGAUGGCUGCAGCCCAGCAAGCGGUGGCGGGGCCUCGACUGCAAGGCGUUCCACAGCAGCAGGCCCGAACCAUAUCACCUAAUGCUUUGCAAGACCUCUUACGUACCCUAAAGUCCCCCAGCUCUCCUCAGCAGCAGCAACAGGUGCUUAAUAUCCUGAAGUCCAACCCUCAGUUGAUGGCUGCUUUUAUCAAGCAAAGGACUGCCAAAUAUGUGGCGAGCCAGCCAGGCAUGCAGCCACAACAGGCGCCCCAGCAGCCACCACAACAGCAGGGCAUGCACCCACAGCCUGGCCUGCAGACCAUGAGCCCCAUGCAGGUCGGGGUGCAACGGCCCACUGUUCCUCAGCAACAGCCGGGGAUGAAUCCGCAGACCCAGGGCAUCAGUCUCAUGAAUCCAGCUCACAAUCCCAGCUUAGCGAAUAUGAACCCACAAUAUCGAGAAAUGCUGCGGAGGCAGAUAAUGCAACAGCAGCAGCAGCAAAGUGGAGCAGGCAUGGCCGGUGGGAUGCCAGCCCAUGGGCAGUUCCAGCAGCCGCAAGGAGGAUAUCCACAGUCGCAGGCGUUACAGCAGCAGCGCAUGCAGCAGCAUCUCUCCAUACAAAGUGGAGCCAUGGGGCAGAUCUCGCAAAUGGCCCAGCAAGGACUGGGCACAGAUGGGGCACCUCCGACCAUCCAGCAAGCAUUGCAACAACGACUUCAACAGCAGCUCAAGCAGCAGAUUGCUUCCUCUGGCCAGCCCAACCCCAUGAGUCCUCAGCAGCAUCUCCUGACUGGCCAGCCCCCUUCCACGCAUCUUGCCCCAGGCCAACAAAUUGCAACUUCCCUCAGCAAUCAGGUGCGCUCGCCUGCCCCCGUCCAGUCACCCCGCCCUCAGUCGCAGCCUCCACAUUCCAGCCCCUCACCCCGUGUACAGCCGCAGCCCUCUCCUCACCACGUGUCUCCACAGACGGGCUCGCCUCACCCAGGCCUGGCAGCCUCUAUGGGCACCUCCUUAGACCAGGGUCACCUGGGUAACCCAGAACAGAGCGCCAUGCUUCCACAGCUGAAUCCUCCCAACCGUGGCGCCCUAACAAAUGACUUGUCUCUUGUUGGAGAUACUUCAGGGGAUACCUUGGAAAAGUUUGUUGAGGGAUUGUAGCAUCCACAGAAUGCCAGUGAACUUGGAGUACUGCAAUGGUGGAUGGAGAAGGGGCUCACUCCCCCAACGCCUCCACUUUUCUCCCCACUUUGUUAUAUAUAAAUAUAAAUAUAUAAAUAUCUAUCCCUCCCAUUCCUUCCACCCUUCAAUGGACGUUAUUUUAUUUCUUAUGUUUGCCUACUCAUUGCUGGUCUGCACAUCAGGGACACAGGGUCACAGUCUGGACUGAGACCACCGCCCAUUUGCCAGAUUUCAGACCCCUGCACUGUCAGAGGGGGGUUGGCAAAGCGUUGCUGAGCACCGCCGUCACCCUUUUCUAGCAUGGUCAGUGGCUGCUCGGACUUUCAACACAACUGAAGAUUUUGUGUUUCUGGGGUUUUCUUUUCUCCUUUUUAAGCUAUCCGGAUGGCCAAAAUCCAUACCUCCCUCCCCUUGUUGGGUUGCUAUGAAUUUCCACCAUCGGUCUGUAAUGCAAUAGGCCAGGCAGCGAUAGAGGAACUUACCCUCUCUUCCAUCCUCACUUUGUGAGGAGCACGCCUCCUUCUCUGCCAGGCGGGUGCAGUAUUGCUUCUGGCAGUGAAGGGGUGAACUCUUAAUUACGCUAAUAUGUGUGUAAUUAUUUACAUUUUCUUCAUUUUCGAGGACUGUCUUAUUGGGUAUUUUUCUCCUGCAGAUACAGAGCCUAAAACAAAGUAGGGGAGGGGGUGUCUUUUUUUGCCACUUGUAAUUACAUCUGUCCUUUCCAAACUAGGAGGAGGUUCCUUUUUUUCUCCAUAUAUGUUAACAUGGAGUUCUGGGAUGGUAUUUCUGUGGAUCACUUUUUCCAUCUCUCCAAAAAAAACAAACCCCAGACUACCGAAAGCUCUUCCACCAAAAUCUUCCCAGCAAAAUCCCCCUACCCUGUUCAGAGGGGUGAAGCCGUGCAAUCUGAUUUUCAUUAGCCUACCCCCUCCUAAUUAUUAUUUUUUUUUGUAUUGGCUGGGGCAUGAAAUGGAAAAUGGCUCCCACGAACUUUGGAACUACCACGAAAUCGAGGGGGGCGGGGGACAAAAAGCAAACGACAAAUAAAAAAACCACAAGCAAUCAAAAGUGUAAAUCAUGCCGGUCCUUACCAGUUAUACAGAGAGGGGUGGGCAAACGCAAAAAAAGACUGAAUCAUUGUACAGAACGGUAGAAGGCGCGACAAAACCCGGGAGCAUUUCUUAACCUAUAUGACAUUGUUAACUGCUAUACUGUCAGAGGGGGCAGGCAAUCUUUCUAUGACCCUCUGGCAGGAAAGUGGUGGGAAUUCUGUCUUGACAGCAGCUAUUUUCAUGCUGAGUAAAAGUGUAUAUGGUAUUAAAA